AUGUUCGAUAUUUUCAUAAAUAAUAAAGGUCAUGAUUUAUACCAUAACGAAAUUUGUCAAUGGCCAGGCUGUGAAACAAAGAUAAAAACGUUUGAUGAAUUUUUACGGCAUUUGAAUACGGAUCAUAAAUUAGAUGAUAGAAGCACUGCUCAAACUAGAGUUCAAAUUCAAGUUGUUUCCAUAUUAGAAUCCCAGCUACUGAAAGAGAGACAACGAAUGAUAGCAAUGACUAAACAUUUACAAGUAUCCCCGGUAAAACUUUUUAGGUGUUUUACACUUUAA
Molecule: messenger RNA, 282 nt
Organism: Trichoplax adhaerens
Lineage: Eukaryota; Metazoa; Placozoa; Uniplacotomia; Trichoplacea; Trichoplacidae
Exons: 3
Coding region: 1-282 (93 amino acids)
Biological process (GO): regulation of transcription by RNA polymerase II
Cellular component (GO): nucleus
Molecular function (GO): DNA-binding transcription factor activity, RNA polymerase II-specific; RNA polymerase II cis-regulatory region sequence-specific DNA binding
Source: RefSeq, a predicted model, not a curated record